AUGAGUAAAUUUCGGUCCAAACUAAAGCGGAAAAAUGGGUCGCAACGAUGGAAGAAGGGAUCCGCAUCAUCCUCGAACCCAACAGAGAGUAAGCAUCGCGCCAAAGCCAAAAGCCGGUUCUUCCAGUCAAACCUGAGCCUUGCGCCUGCCAGCGAUGAACCAUCCGGUGGGAAAAGUAAACUAACGCUUGAAGCUGUGCUAAAACACGAAGCCAUUCAGUCGUACGGUAGCGGCGGUGCUGGAAAACCCAAAACACCCACAGUGAAUGAAAUCGCGGCUAGCAUGAAAUCGUUCAGCAUGAAAGAAGCGGAAGAUGAAAUGAUGUCCGAUUCCCAACCGGGAACAUUCAAAACCUUCCAAACGUUCGCAUCAAACUGGAGUGCGUGCUCAAAUGUUAGCUUCAAAAAGUUACUGACUAGCUUCCGAGCCGAUUCUCAGCUACAGAAAGACAUGCUGGCUAUAUUGGCAGCACUCACCGAGGUCAUCAAAGAACACGGUGGUUCUGAAAGCAGUUCCGAGUACUUUCUCGCUCUAAUGGAAACGAUUGAAGCGGCCAAGGAGGAUAACGACAUUAAUGCGGCCGUAUCACUGCUGGCAAUGGGCAUCAAGUCCGUGCCAGAGGCCGUGCUACGGCGUAAAUUCUCGGACACAGCGCAAACGUUGCUCGCUCUUCUCGAACGCUACACGGAAUCGGAGAACCAUGCCAUGACGCGUAACUUGAUUGGCUGCAUAUCGGUGUUGCUGCGAGCGCAAGCGUACGACCAGUGGAAAAUGUCCUCGACCGUCAAGUUCUUUGACGUUAUGCUCGCCUUCACCACGCACACCAAACCCAAGCUGCGCAAGGCUGCCCAGCAUGCCGUAGUGGCCGUGAUUCAUGGCAGCUGUUUCAUGCUUCCACCCAAGCAGGAAAAUAAUGAAAAUGACCUAGACGGGAAUGAAGAAUCCAAGAAAUUCACCCCAGUAAAGUUUCAUCCCGCCGGAAGUCGGGUGGCGCAGUUUUGCACGCAGCACUUCAAACCGGAAAACAUUGCAAACAAUCAGACGGUCAUCAUGCAUACGCUCGGGUUGCUGCACAACGCAUUGCCAGGAUUCAACAAGGACGACAUCAAGCUCGUUUCGGAACACCUGCUCUCUAUUAUGACCGCCACGAACGUCCUGAUUCGCACGAACUGUUUCCAAACGUUCCAUUCUCUGUUCUCAUCCAGAACGGAAAAUCUCACGCCCGUGCUGGCGGGAAAACUGUUAUCCGCGCUGUACGAUUAUCGUCCGGAUCGGUCCGAUUCGCGCCAAACCAUCGCCUGGCUGACGGUGCUGAAGGAAGGGCACCUGUUCCUGGCCAAGUACGAUCUCGUUCUCUGCAGCAUUGCUUUGCCGAAGUUUGUGCAAGUUUGCGCCCAAGACUUCUGGUCCUCUGAAAAACUCGACGUGGUGUCGGCAGCUUCCAAUGCGCUCAAGGACAUUCUGUACGAGUGCGUCCAACCGUGCUGCGUCGAUGAGGAUGAAGUAGCGAAACAUCGCGUAGCUCUCGAGAAGGUACUUACCUUCAUCAUCGACGUACUGUGCACAGCUCCCUUUGGGCAUGCGUCCAAGCAAGUGCUAAUUAUCUUGGCCAUAGCAUUCGACAUCACGGGACGGUACUUUGGCGAAACGCUGGCACCUGCUCUAACCACGCUCGGCGCUCGGUACGACCCGCAGUCCUCUAACCGUAUCCAAAUCGAACACGCUGUUCUGCAAGCUGUCGGUUCAAUGGAUACGAAGUUGGUUCUACAGUGUAUUCCACUCGCUGGAAAGGACGGCAAAAUCGACCUCGAUCGAACGUGGAUGCUGCCACUGAUGCGUGAAGGUCUGCAGAACUCCAGCUUUGAGGUGUUCAACAACGUCGUGCUCAAGCUCGCCUACCAGUGUUACAUGUUGUGGCAAAAGUUCAAGGAAACGGACAAUAAGCAACAAGCGCACAUUUUCGAGCUACUGUGCUGUCAGCUUUGGGGCUUAUUUCCCGGCUUUUGCCGAAAGCCGAAGGAUGUGGUUAACUUCCGGUUAAUCGCUAAAACGCUCGGUACCGUGCUGAACGAGAAUGCCGAUCUCCGAGCGCCCAUACUGGAUGGGUUGAAGGAAUUGAUCGCGCAUAUUGAGCAUCCCGCCGACCAAGAGGAGAUUGGAAAGUACGCGAAAAAUUUCCUCCCGCGUCUCUUUAACAUCUACACCACGAAACCGAACGGGAGCUACGAGGGUGAAGUACGCCAGGGAGCGUUUGAAACGAUUCAAGCGUACCUGUCCAUCACGCCGAAACCCGUGCUGGAUGAACUGUUCAAUGUCGCGCUGCAGGAGCUACAAGAGAAGGCCCCCGGUACGUUCAUCUACGACACGCUGUUCGAUAUCGUCGAGCAAUUAGCACUUUACCAGAGCAAGGAGAAACUGAUCGAGAUUUAUCAGAAGUACAUAACGGUGAUACUGAAGCAGGACAAGAAGCAAGAAACGGUCGCAAAAAAGAGCACCAACCUGCGCCGUCAAAUGAAGAAAGCGUUUAAGCUGCUGCAUGAAAUAUUGGCUUCGGAGAACGAGGGUUGCGUCGCGUUCGUCGAGGCCAAACUGGGUAACAUUGAAAAGCUGCUGCUGGGAACGAUGCAUUUGAGCUACGAUGGAAUCCAAGCGCCACGAUUAACCUGUCUCCGGAUGCUGCUGGAAAAGGAAUCCAAUAUUUUGCUGAACGGUAAGCUCGUCACACGCGCUGUUCCAGAAGCUGUAGCAACGUACCAUCUGGAGACGGUAAAGAAGGAAAACAUUGCCGUGGAAUUGCUGGAAAAAAUUGGCGAUCUUUUCGAUAACCAAGAAAAGAUAAACGAUUUAAUAAAUCUUAUUAUCGCUGGCUUUGUGGGCGACAGUCAGCUGAUCACCAACACGAUCUGGGUGUUGCGUGAUGUGUUGGAAAAAUUCACCGGCUCGUUAUCGAUCGAUUCGCUGAAGUUCAUGCUCGAGCAGGUGCUCACGUUCCUCGUCGGCAAAGCACGGCAAGAGGUCAAUGCGGCGCUGCACUUUGUGUAUCAUUACAUCAAGGUGCUGCCGAUACCGCUGGUGACGAACUACCUGUCGCUGAUCGUUAAAGCCCUCUCGAUGAUGGUACCGGACACGAAACGACACUGCCGGCUAGUGUUGGGGUACAUCUGGAAGAAGCUGUGCAAACGGUUCGGUGCAACGGAAGUUAUUCAGCUCGUCCCAGGCAACGAUGAGAAUACGCACAAGCGGCUGAAAAAGAUUCGCAAGGAUAUAGCGCGUGCAAAACGCAACAAGCAGGAACGAGGCGGCAAGGAGGGCGUAGCAGACGAUGAUGACGAAGCGGAGGAACUAGAAUUCGCCAGUCAUUUGCAGAAGAAGAGCCUAACCAUUGAAGAUAUCCUGCAGGAUUCUGAUUCCGAUUCUGGAGUGGAAGAUGAAAAAAGUACUCGCGAAAAGAAGCGAAAGCGUGUGGACACGUUCAUUAAAGAAUCGGAAGAGAACAUUGUGGAUUUGGCCGAUUUAGAUGCGAUUGGAAAGAUCACAACAAAUGAACCGAAGGAAGAAGGUAGCAGCGCUGAUCGUUCAAAUACCGGCAAAGUGGCCAAAAAUACAAAUCGCGGAUUCAAAACAGCGCCCGAUGGGCGGCUUAUCAUCGAAGACAUCGAGGACUACUCGGAUUCGGACGAGGACCCGGAUGAGGCCGUUGGAUACGAGGACAAAACCAAGAAGCGCAUCUACGAUGAGGACGAUAGCGACGACAGCCAGGCGGAACCGGAUUACGCGCCAAAUGCCGACGACGAUGGGCCUACGUCCCGGAAGCGUAAGGCCAUCGAUGCGCUCAGCGCUCGGUCCGGCAUGUCCGGCACAUCCAGCCGGUAUGUGGCCGGUGGUAAGGGUAUCCAUCGUCCUACGGCUGCUUCCGUGAAAUCGGGCUACAGUAGUAAGACGAAUCGAACGGCUAAAUCGGCCAAAUCUACGGGUAGCGAAUACCGAUCGGAGAAAGCAUCGGGAGACAUGCUGAAGAUGGGUAAACACGAACCGUACGCGUACGUUCCGCUUAGCCGCAACUCUCUCAAUCGAAGAAAACGCGCGAAAAACGCCGGACAGUUCAAGAGCAUCGUAAAAGGUGCCCGUAAAGGAGCAGCAGCAGGAUCAAAGAACCGCUUGCUGAAGGCCGGAUCGAAGCGGAAGUGAAUCAAAGCAACGUGUUUUGCAGU
Anopheles nili is the source of this 4211-nucleotide messenger RNA. Its product is annotated as RRP12-like protein. NCBI's taxonomy places the organism in Eukaryota, Metazoa, Arthropoda, Insecta, Diptera, Culicidae. The transcript has 8 exons. The record is from RefSeq and is a predicted model, not a curated record. The coding region runs from base 1 to 4188 and encodes 1395 amino acids.